CCGGAGCAUGCGCAGUGGGUCGCGUGGAGUCUCUCCGGAUGUGGAGGAUGUUUCCUCAACAGUCUCCAGCUCCUCGUCAGAGGACGUUUGUGAAAACAUCCAGCGGAGCCCGUGUGGCCUGAAGAGGCAGAAACAGACCCACCUAGACGGCCCUAGUGAGUCCGAUCCGCCCGGUCCACACGGAACUUUCCUCGGAACCGAGUGAGGAGGACAACAGCUCGUUUCUCUGCGGCAGGAAGGUCAGCUCACUAGGCGGCACACAUCACUAUGGCCCAGGAGACCAAUCAGAGCCCAGUUCCUAGCCUCUGUGCCACUGGCUGUGGUUUCUUUGGCAACCCCAGGACAAAUGGCAUGUGCUCUGUGUGCCACAAGGAACACCUGUCCAGACAGAACAAUGGAGGACUCAGUUCUUUGAGCUCUAUGGGCAGCAGCAGUGGCUCAGCUGAGGCGUCGGCCAUCCAGAGGUUAGAGGCCACUUUGAACAAUGCUGCAGCCGCCGCGGUCGCUGCAGCAGAGGAGGCGGCCAAGGCAGCCGCCGCCGCUGAGGCUGUCGCCGCCGAGGCGCUCAGUGGGGCUUCGUCGGCCCUGACUAUGACCCAGCAGAUGACGGAGAUGAGCCUCUCCUGUGAGGAGAGAGGAGCCUCAGGGAGCAGGACAGAGCUCACAGAGCCAGUGGUGAGUCAACCCACAGUCUCAUCCUCCGGCCCGUCCACUGCUGGCAGUGACGAGUCCGAAACCCCAGAGCCCGAGAAACCCAAGAAGAAACGCUGCUUCAUGUGCCGUAAAAAGAUCGGCCUCACAGGUUUCGAUUGCCGCUGUGGGAAUCUGUUUUGUGGAAUUCACCGUUACUCCGACAAGCACAACUGCCCGUACGACUACAAAGCCGAAGCUGCCGCCAAGAUCCGCAAAGAGAACCCCGUGUGCGUCGCUGACAAGAUCCAGAGAAUAUGAGGAGGCUUCUCAGUUUGACUUUGAAUACUGGGAGUGGAUCGGAUUUAAAAAAACAAAAAAAGACUUGAGCCCAAACCUUCUCCCUGAAGGAUCCGUUCUUUUUUUCUUUUCUGGCUUGUAACACAUUCAGGACUCUCCCCCCCCCCCCCCCCCCCCCCCCGCGCAUGGAAGUUCACGUGUAUUUUCAGCUUUGUUGUUGUUCGGGGUGUGUGAGUCUAACAGAUUUGAAGAGUUGUAUUGAACAAGUAAAUAUUGUGUGUGAGGAUUCAGUGUGGGUGGGAGUUUCGAUGUUUUGAGAAGUGACUGAGCGAGACCGCUGAAGAAAACCGUUGUUUCCCUUUAGAGAAGCUCUGUUGAUGUGUGUCCGGUCCGUGGUGAUCGGGCUGCGAUCACGUGACCUCGGCCCGGGAAGCGUCCGGACACAUCCAGGCUUCUGAUUGGCCUCUUGACUGUUACUGCUGCCGGCUGAUUGGACCAGCUCGGCCGCUGCGCUUGCUCUCUGCUGGCUUGAGUAGCAAAAUGGACAUUUGCCUCUUUCCCUCUGGUUGUAUUUUCUUUUUCUUGGAGGUCAGAGCUAAACGCUCCUGACUUGGUGGGACUUUGCUUCCUGGUAAGUUAUUAUCCGAGUGAAAAACGCUUCUCUGUGCUGCCGGACUCCCGACCUGUCCGACCCGCCUGGGACUUCAAAAUAAAGCGAGACUCUGUGGCUAGUGCUCCUCUUCUUCCCUUCUGCAGGAUCAUGAUGUAGUGUGGCAGUGAAAUCCUUCUUCUCCCGUCGUUACUGGACUGAAUGCUGUGAUUUGCUCGAGGGGGGGGGGGGGUGGCGGACACUCAGAUUUCUGCUUUUUAAAAACCAUCCACUGAAGUCACAUAACCAAACGUGUCAAGCGUUGUUUUAUUUUCUCCUUUUUGUUUUGUUGUUGUUAUCCAGAAAAGUGAUUUGUAUGCUGUGUGUUGUUGUCUGACAAGUAGCCUACACUUGUAUUAAUUCUUGCCUUUGGAAAUGUUUAGCUCCACUAAUCUUUUCAUUUUUAAUUUACUUCACUAUUGAAUGUUUAUCAGUUUUUAAUGUGAGCUGACAGAUUCACCACAUGGGGAGUGUUGGCCUGCUGUGUGCCGUGUGUCAAACACAAGAAGUGUGUGUUUGUGGGAGUAGAUGUCGUCGGCUGGUGUGUGAGUAUCGUAUGAAGCCGAGUGGUUGUGUGUCGCGGUGACUUGUGAACGACCUGUGGACGUAGGUUAUUAAUAAUUUACCAUUUCUGAUGAUUUUUUGGUCUGGCUGCUUCGUGUGUGUUGUUUAUUUUUAUCCUUUUAGUUAUGCAAGUUUGUACAAACAUCUUUAUUUAUAUACUGCAGUGCGCAUAAUCUUCCAUUAGUACAGAGUAAAUUGU
Messenger RNA from Pleuronectes platessa (European plaice), 2342 nucleotides. RefSeq names its product AN1-type zinc finger protein 5. The coding region runs from base 268 to 951 and encodes 227 amino acids. The transcript is spliced from 6 exons. The record is from RefSeq and is a predicted model, not a curated record. Gene Ontology annotation, molecular function: zinc ion binding; DNA binding. Lineage: Eukaryota; Metazoa; Chordata; Actinopteri; Pleuronectiformes; Pleuronectidae.